This is a messenger RNA of Haliotis rubra (blacklip abalone), 1353 nucleotides long. Its product is annotated as proprotein convertase subtilisin/kexin type 5-like. Gene Ontology annotation, molecular function: chitin binding. The record is from RefSeq and is a predicted model, not a curated record. The coding region runs from base 101 to 1204 and encodes 367 amino acids. NCBI's taxonomy places the organism in Eukaryota, Metazoa, Mollusca, Gastropoda, Lepetellida, Haliotidae. The transcript has 8 exons. Gene Ontology annotation, cellular component: extracellular region.
CAUCAUGACGUGAUGUUUAGAAAAAAGUAUAUAUUAAGUGAUGCCCAUGUAGUUAUUCACAAACCUCGUCUCCACAAAGAAACGCAACAGAUCUCACAACAUGGCCGGCGGUGUAUAUGUCGUCGGGGUGAUGUUCCUUGUGAUAUGCGCGGUGUCAGGCACAGCCGACACACGCUGCGUGAAAACUUGCAAGGGUAUUCCCAGCGGUAAAUAUCAGUCGUGUAGCGGCUGCAAUCAGGUCAUUGCCUGCUACCACGGGUUCAAGAUUCCACUCAGGUGCCCCUGCGGGACGGUAUGGGACGAUCAAGUGAAACGUUGCCAGCAGACGUCGUCGACGUGUCUAGAAAGAGGUAACAACCCCUGUAUAACGAACUGCACGGCUCUACCAGAUGGUAACUACCAGUCAUGCAAGGGAUGCUCCCUGUAUGCAUCCUGUCGUCAACGGCGAAUCAGACUCAAUAAAUGCUCCCCAGGAACAUUCUGGGACGAUUCCCUGAAGAGAUGUGAGAAGAACUCCUCCACCUGCCCUGGCCCCACCCUGGCCCACCCCUGGCCCCACCCUGGCCCCUCACCACCGUCUAACCGGUGUGUCUCGAGCUGUGCCGGAGUUCGCGACGGCGACUAUCAGUCGUGUAUUGGAUGCCAGGUGUUCGCCUCAUGCGCCCACGGUCAGCUGUUUGACAACAGAACCUGCCCAGGCAAUCUAGUGUGGGACGAUUUCUACAAACGAUGCGAAGGGAUCUCAACAACAUGCCCCACUGGAGCGCCAAGUCCAUGCAUGAAGAACUGUACAGGGAAACCCGACCUGACGUACCAGUCCUGCACCAGCUGUAAGGUGCACGCUAAAUGUGACAACGGCAAACUGACCGACAACAUCACGUGUCCCAGCGGCCUUCUGUGGGACGAUUCACUGAAGCGUUGUGAAAAAACAUCGAAAACAUGUACACCAAAACAACCCCAGGGUGCUCUCACUGAAAUACGCAAAUAUCCCUGCAUCACAAACUGCACCGGAAUGAACGAUGGUGACUACCAGUCCUGUAAGGGCUGCAACGUGUACACCAUCUGCUCCAACGGCAACACCUUCGUCAUGCCCUGUUCUGCCAAAACCGUCUGGGAUGACGCCGUCAAACGUUGCCAGGGUCACUCCACCACGUGCCCGGGAUCUGACUACCUCACAUUUGAGCCUCAGCACACGGAAGAGUAAGUCAAGAAUGUGACUGUGACUGACAUCCGCGAACAUCCAAGGGAUAUAACCCUAUAGCCUCCAAUGACUGCCUCCAUGACCUGGACACUGCCCAACAACUGUGAAACAUUGUCACAACGUUUUGUAAAUAAAUGAGUUAGCAUAAAACA